AAGGUCAUUAAAGCUUACCUUCAUCGUCGUUCUCCUCCUCCUCAAUACUAAAAAUACCUCCGACGACGACGACGACGACGACGAGGUGCAUACCAGGAGGAUUCAGACCAUGGACCACGGCGGGAUGGGGGAUAUGAGCACGAACAAUUCCAACAUGGCCAAGAGGCACUACACCCACAUGACCUUCUUCUGGGGCAAGAACUCCGAGAUCCUCUUCUCGGGAUGGCCCGGCACCAGAGGCGGCAUGUACGCCCUGGCGCUCCUCCUCGUCUUCGCCCUCUCCUUCCUCGUCGAGUGGCUCAACCACUGCCGUCUCAUCAGGCCCGGGACCGGCCAUGUCGCCGCCGGGCUCGCCCGGACGACGCUGCACGCGGCGCGAGUCGGGCUCGCCUACCUCGUGAUGCUGGCGGUCAUGUCGUUCAACGGGGGCGUGCUGAUCGCCGCCGUCGUCGGUCACGCCGUCGGUUUUCUUCUCUUUGGCAGCUCGGUGUUCCGGAAGACGCCGCUGCAGCCGACCGACAACGACGGCCUCAAGGGUGAUCUUCCUCCCAUGGCCUGCUGAUGUUGUGCGUGAUUUGGUAGUAAAUUUGGAUGCAAGAUGUGAUCUUGUGUAGUUAUAGAAGCUUGAAAUCUAAUAAUUUCAAUAAGAAACAUGGAUUCAUCUGUAAGAAAUCCUUUAGCAGCAUGCUGAUCUUUGUGCAGGUCGACUACGAUGCUGUAAUCCUCCUGCAUGGCUGUGAAAUUAUACAUAUAGCAUCCCAUGUGAUUCACCGAUUGCA
Messenger RNA from Musa acuminata AAA Group (dessert banana), 779 nucleotides. Its product is annotated as copper transporter 6. The transcript has a single exon. Bases 110 to 562 code for a protein of 150 amino acids. Gene Ontology annotation, molecular function: copper ion transmembrane transporter activity. The record is from RefSeq and is a predicted model, not a curated record. NCBI's taxonomy places the organism in Eukaryota, Viridiplantae, Streptophyta, Magnoliopsida, Zingiberales, Musaceae. Gene Ontology annotation, cellular component: plasma membrane. Gene Ontology annotation, biological process: copper ion transmembrane transport.